Molecule: messenger RNA, 1386 nt
Organism: Hyaloscypha bicolor E
Lineage: Eukaryota; Fungi; Ascomycota; Leotiomycetes; Helotiales; Hyaloscyphaceae
Product: putative protease prtS
Exons: 1
Coding region: 4-1386 (460 amino acids)
Biological process (GO): proteolysis
Molecular function (GO): metalloendopeptidase activity
Source: RefSeq, a predicted model, not a curated record
CUAAUGAUCAAAUCUAUCAAGUCCAACCGCUUUCCAAAACAAUUAGCCGUAAAGAAUAUCUUUUCGAGAUAUCAUUCCACCAUGGCUGCCGCUCAGCACUGCACUAAGCCCCAUGUCUGCUUCAUCGUUCCUCCCCAUCUUCUUCUAGAUAUCCUCGAACACGACCAGGUAUCUGAGGAUACCCGUGUUGCCGUUCAGAACACUAUCAACCACUGCGGCAAGCUCAAGACACAGAGGAUCCAUAAACAGGCACAACUUCGUGGCCAUGGACCUGGUGCUGAAGGUCAAUCUAUUAUCCCAGGGUACGUGUUCCAGGAAAUAGCGGAGUCUGAAGAUACCUCCCAGGAGCAGAAACAGCGCGCUCAUCACAAUUUGAAAAUUAGCCAACAGGUUCAUGGUGAGCGUUCAGACACCGACCAAGGAGCGAAAGCUCCCACUACGACAGAGCAUGUAAUCAGAAAGAUUUACGAUUCACACAAGACAAACAAGCUGCGCCAGAAGCUUCUCUACACGGAAGGGAAUGAUCUAUCCACCCUCAAAGCCAACGAAAGCGCCCUUGAGGUCAUCGACUUCUUCGGAAAGACGUAUCAAUUUUAUGCAGAGGUGUUCGGUCGUCACUCUGUUGAUAACGACAACCUUGCGCUCAUAGGUAACCUCCACUACGAUGACAUCCCAGGGCCCCCAGGUAUGGACAACGCCUUCUGGAAUGGCAACGAAAUGGCCUUCGGCGAUGGAGACGGCGAGAUCUUCGGCAGCUUCACCAAGAACAUCGAUGUCAUCGGACAUGAACUCACCCAUGGAGUUACUCAGUUCACAGCAAAUCUGGAAUACGAAUUCCAAUCAGGCGCUCUCAACGAGUCCAUGUCGGAUGUCUUCGGUUCCAUGAUCAAGCAGUAUUUCUAUCCAGGCGGCAAACAACUCGCCACAGAUGCGGACUGGCUCAUCGGCGAGGGUAUCUUCUUGCCGUCUAUCACCGGUGCAACGGCGUUGAGAUCGAUGAAGGCCCCGGGCACAGCCUACAACAAUCCCAAGAUCGGGAAGGACCGACAGCCGGCUGACAUGGACGGCUACGUCAAGAUGCGCAACACCGAGGCUGGAGAUAAUGGAGGCGUGCACAUCAAUUCUGGGAUCCCCAACCGUGCCUUUUACCUUGCUUCAGUGGGAUUUGGGGGAUAUUCGUGGGAGAAGGCGGGCAAGGUUUGGUAUGCAGCCCUUACCGACGACAAGCUCCAAGGCAUCGAUUCUUCGACUGCUUUCACGGUCUUUGCAGAUCUUACUACUCAGCAUGCAAAGGACUUGUAUGAUGCGGAGGGUGAGGCCGUAGUCAAGAAGGCUUGGACUGAUGUCAAGGUGUAUGAGGCUGCACCGGGAAAGGGUGAUUUGUAA